CCUCUUUCCCUCGCACUCGCCUUCACAGCUAUCUUCCCCACCAAAUACAACCUCACCCGACAAUGCCGGUCUCCCAGCCCCACUCUCAAUCCCACUCCCAGUCCCACUCCCAGUCCCCCUCCCAGUCGGGCGCAACCAUCGACUUCUACAACACACAACCCUCGUCCUCCUCCCCACUCUCCGCCUCUUCUACCCCUGCCCUCGAACCGCCAUCCUCCUCGACAAUGCCCACCACCUCCGCAACAUCCAGCUCCACAAAUACAACUAUUAAAGCUGCGUUCCCACAAGCACGCGUCAAGUCGAUCAUGAGAGAAGACAGAGGCGUGGGUGGAGUGGGACACGACGCGGUUUUCGCCACGACACUUGCGACGGAAAUGUUUCUGGAAUAUAUUGUGGAAAGGAGCUUUGCUACCGCUAGGACCGACGGAAGGAAGGUUAUCGCUUACAGGGAUAUUGGUGGGUGUUUGAGUACGACCAGAGGGGCCGAGCGAUAGCGAGCAGAAUUGCUUGUGGGUUCCGAGCGAUAGCGAGGAGAGUGCUUGAGGUUCGCGAGCCAUGCGAGCCGCGCGUGAAGCGAGCGAUGGUGGCCUGUCUGCAACGAGCG
Molecule: messenger RNA, 604 nt
Organism: Fimicolochytrium jonesii
Lineage: Eukaryota; Fungi; Chytridiomycota; Chytridiomycetes; Spizellomycetales; Powellomycetaceae
Exons: 1
Coding region: 63-494 (143 amino acids)
Cellular component (GO): nucleus; CHRAC
Molecular function (GO): protein heterodimerization activity
Source: RefSeq, a predicted model, not a curated record